Messenger RNA from Rotaria sordida, 1032 nucleotides. The record is from the annotation of a GenBank genome assembly. Lineage: Eukaryota; Metazoa; Rotifera; Eurotatoria; Philodinida; Philodinidae.
AUGCUAAAUGCCAAACAAAAUUCAACGAAUGUUCCAAAUAAAUCUAUGAGUGGUAAUGCUCGAUAUAAUUAUGGUCAUUAUAUCAACAUUGGUUUCAGUGAUUUCGAAUUCGUUCAAUCGAAGAAACGCGAGAUCGAACUUGAACAAAAAUAUGAUCUAUCUGCUGUAUUACUGCAUUGGCAACGAUCAGCAAGUGUCGUAAAAGCUGUAAAUUAUUUACUUGAAUCUAAUCUUUUCAAAGAAAUUAUCAUUUGGAAUAAUAAUCCAAACAUAAAUCUUGGAAAAACUAUAUUUGAAAAAAAUAACCAUUCCUUAGAUUCUAUUCGUAUAAUCAAUUCAAAAGAGAAUCUCAAAGAUGAAGCUAAAUAUCGUGCAUGUGCUCAAGCAAAAACUAUUGCUUGCUUCUAUUCUGAUGAUGAUUGGGAUACAUCAUUCCCUCUGAAGAGCCUCAUAGCUGAUUUUCGAACUGAUCCCUAUGUCUUACAUUCUGUUACUGAUCCAUAUACAUUCUAUACAAAUUUGAUGUGGACUUAUUUUGAUAAUGAAAUUAAUUUACAUACUGGUUUUUCAUGGAUUGGUUGCGGAAGUAUUUUCUUACGUGAAUAUGCUCAACGACAUCUUCAAUAUUUACAAAUCUAUUUGAAAGAUCAUCGUAAUUUGAUUUACCUUAGUGAUGUAUUUUUUUCUAUUUGGCUCAAUGAUAUUCCAUCACAGUUCAAUAUGAAUAUUCGUCAUUUGCCUGCAAGUAGUACUGAUGCAUCAUUUUCAUCGAUACUGAAAUUCUUACAAUAUCAACAUGAAAGUUCAAUUUUAGCUAUUCGUAUUUUAGAAGAUAAUCUACGUCAAAAUCAAUCGAAUGAUACAAAUCAUAUAGGAUUUUCACGUCGAAAAAAUCGUCAUUUUCCAUAUUGUAUCAAAUCAUCAAAUCCAAAAGAUGAAUUUAUAUUUUAUACUAAUAUUCUUCGAAUUGAUACUGAAAGAAUUCCAUUCAAUAUUUCAAAAGAUUUUGAACAAGGUACACGACACAAUCUA